GAUUUAAUGAUGAACAAAGGAUGUGACGAGUGGAUGAGGAAAUUUUAAACAAAGUUAAGAAAACGAAAUUUUUGUGAUCCGUUGAUAAGACAAUUUUUUUUCGAUGCAUGAUUUCAUUAAUAACGAUGUAAGAGAUUAUAUGAAAUAUACACAUGCAAUGUAAAUUAAAUUCGUAUAGCGAUCGAAUAUGAAGCAAUAAGAGAUCAUAUAUAUAAUACACGACUAAUCCGUGUAAAGACUCGGAAUAUUGCCAAGUAGUCCUAAUCUAAGUUUAUCUAACAUAAGUCUAAUUCGAACGGGGAAAGCUUGUCGGAAUGAACAGCUUGGAACUCUGCUUGUAUUAGCAUUUUUGCUAUGUGACCACAUCGCAACGAGAGACCGAGUGAAAGACAGAGAGGACAACGAUAUUUUUCUUCUGUGCAUGUGCCGUUGAAGUAACGUCUGGGGAUCGAGGAAAAUCUUCCAUGAAAUAGAAGAAGCCUAAAUAAAAGGAAACUAUAUGUGCAUACUUCGAAACACGUUUCUGUGAUGUGCUAAUUAGACAUAGUUCGCGCCAGAAGAAAAUGCGUAGUGCGCUCGCGGAGAAUUUGGCGAGGUUCUCGAUGGGCGGUCCGAAACAAGGACGAUUGUGAGAUUAUGUUUAUGCUCUUUGUACGCAUAUUCGGGCUUGUGACUGUCAUAUGCGAUACAGUACCAUCUUAUCCUUCCAGCAGACAUUGUGUAUCUUUUGCAAGUCGAAAUUUUUUUUAAGUGUCAUAGCUUGCACGGUUGUUCGCCGUUUGUCGAGUAACCAUCUGGAAAGAUGGUGUCGAAAUACUCCAUGAAUGUCUUUAUUCAAUGAAUUCUGAUUCAGUUGAGAUUUUUCCGGGAAAACUCUUAAAUAAUGAUAACAACUCUUAAAUAAUGAUAAAAACGUUCUUAAUUAAGAUAUUGCAGAGCAAAAGGAUUAUUCUUUGAGUACUUAAUUCGAAAAAAGGCAUUUUAUUGCGAUCCGACUUUCGCAAAGGCGUCCUUGUAACAUCAAACAUGUAACGUGUUUAUACCAAUUGUUUUAUAGUAUGUAUAUAUUAAAAAUGUUACGUGCGAAAAUUGUUGCUCUUAGUCUGAUUUUUGUCAGCGUAUCCGCCUACGAACAUACCAUUGCGGACCAAUGCGACUGGUCUGGAAGCGGAGGAGGAGAAAACGGUGGUGUUCGACCAGUAUAUCUGCGCUGUGCUCGAGGAACUGUAUUGUGGCGUUAUCCUCAUGGUGCUCUGAGAGUAGUGUUCUCUUUUCCGACUUCGUCCACGAGAAACAUUCCUGUCAGUCUCAGCAGUUUAGAUUUUCGUACAUGCGUUAAGAUUUCUGGACCUGCACGAGUGUUUCUAGAAGCUGGCCGCAAAUUGAGGCAAAUCUAUUCUCCAUCUGAUGGCAAACAUGAGUAUUCACAUCGAUGCUUUCGCUCACGGAAGCAUGUGGCCGCGCUUUACAUGGAAGCAGAGGAUGAUUAUUCCUUUAAAAGCACAAAGGUCAAGCUACAGUAUGACCUGGAAUUAAAUUCACCAAAAGGAGGUGCACUGCAUGUUCCAGAUGAAGAAGAAGAGUGCAGACCAUGUUCCAUGGAGGAACUCGCCAAUGCUUAUUGCCAGAGCGACUUGGUUGCUACAGGCACUGUCACUGCCGUUGAACAGCAGCUUCAUCUAGACGCGGCCGAAUUGGUGCUCAGAAUCACAAAGAUUCUACGCCAAGUUCAGGAAGCCGAGAAUAACGAGAACAUCGACAUAACAACCUGUUCUAAAAGAAGCGUACGCGUGAGAUUACCGGUGAUGUGUGACGCACGACAUGGUCCUGGCGAAUUCGUAAUAAUGGCCAAACGACGUCUCGGUGAUCUCAUUUUGGUGUGUGCACCUAGGCUGGAGACAUGGGAACAGAUUGUACGAGAGAUGGACACCGCGCCCUGCGUUCUCAACAGCUAGCCAAUACCAGAUUUAAAAUUUUCUUCAGAAAACUAUAAAGACAUGUAAAUUAAAUAAGAGGUACGAGUAUCUAUUAUGUUGCAAAAAUGGAAAUCUAUACAAAAUUAUUGUCAAAAAACUGCCAAUCUAGCCAUAUACGAGAGUAUUAUAUACAUAGAGAAUUAUUCUUGGUGUACGUAACAUGCAACUGUCAGACUGUUGAUCUCCAAACUGUGAUAUUAUUUGUUGCAUUAAGAAAAACAUGGAAAAGCGUGCACGAGAAGAUAGAAAACACAUUUGCUCCAAUAUUUGUUCUAGAGAGCAAAAGAAUUAUUAUAUACAGAAUAGUUCAGAAAUUGCGUACUUUCCCUUAAAAUAAAAAUUUCAUUUAAACCUUUGUUAAAAUCCUCUUAUAUUUGAUUUUUUCAUUUUUAAUGAUAUAACUUGAUCUUUGCAUAUUGCGUUUUUGUUGAAAUAAGAUUUACUGUUGUGACAUAUACAAAAAUUUUAUCUAUUUAUUUAUAUUUCCUCAAGAUUGAUUCUUUUUUUAAUAUCUUAGAUUUCCUGUAAUUUAAUUAUCAAUAUCUUCGAUUUAACAUGGGAAUAAAAUUUAGUAUCUAUCAAGAGAAUGUGCGCAAUGUGUGUGAUUUUAAGAUAAUCUAUACAUAUAUAUAGAAAUUUUAUGUAGACAAAUACAUCGACUCUCGCUGCAGAAUUAAGUAUAAUUUGUUUAUAUUGAUUAGAUCUAUAACAAUUGUACAGAUUUAAUAAAUGAAUUUUAUAAGUUUUUAUACUGAUUGAAAUAACUUAUCAGUUUUUAUAUAGCAGAAGAUAUGUGCGAUAAAGAAAAUAUAUUUAGAAAAAUAAAGAGAAA
Cataglyphis hispanica is the source of this 2808-nucleotide messenger RNA. It is a transcript of the gene Metrn, whose product is annotated as meteorin-like protein. The record is from RefSeq and is a predicted model, not a curated record. Bases 1059 to 1955 code for a protein of 298 amino acids. Gene Ontology annotation, molecular function: hormone activity. NCBI's taxonomy places the organism in Eukaryota, Metazoa, Arthropoda, Insecta, Hymenoptera, Formicidae. The transcript has 3 exons.